Molecule: messenger RNA, 1273 nt
Organism: Dendronephthya gigantea
Lineage: Eukaryota; Metazoa; Cnidaria; Anthozoa; Malacalcyonacea; Nephtheidae
Exons: 8
Coding region: 107-1273 (388 amino acids)
Biological process (GO): nervous system development
Cellular component (GO): membrane
Source: RefSeq, a predicted model, not a curated record
CUUGAUCUUCCGACUUUCCUGAGGCAAACAGUGAAUCUCUCUGUUAGCCAAGGAACUAACAACGCGCGCGCAUUCCGUAAAGUUUUACUUCAUAGAAAGCUCAGUAAUGCGCCAGAGUACUAACGCGCGAUAUUUACUGGUAUGCGCGCUGAUACAUGCCGCGCAAAUUAUGCAAAUAUUGAGCGACAGGGAUGCCAACAUGAUGAAGAAUUACGAGAUUUUACCAAUUGAUAAAUAUACUUCGGUGGCAAAGAAACGACAAUUUCCAAACGGAAAAGUCGUAGUUAACUGUGACUUUGAGACUGAUUGGUGUGGUUUUCGAAACCAAAAACAUUACGAUCAGUUUGACUGGACAAAAACAAGCAGAAAUACGCCAAGUUCAGGGACUGGCCCAGAACAUGAUUUGUCUGGAAAAGGCUCGUUUAUUUACAUCGAGACUUCAUCGCCACGACGCAUUAACGACACUGCAAGAUUACUCAGCCCAAAUAUUCCACCCAUGAUAUAUUGUUUACGUUUUGGAUUCCACGCAAGAGGAGAGACUAUUGGUGCGCUUGUGGUAUCUAAAAGAGAUCUCGAUGGCAGCCAAAUAAGGAUACUGACAAUUAAUCGACAAUAUGGAGAAAGUUGGCAGUUCGUUACCGCACAAGUUUUGCAUCAUUCUCGUUUUAAGUUAUCGUUUGAAGGAAUUCGUGGAACAUCAUACAGCGGAGAUAUCGGUCUGGAUAACAUCACAUUGACCGAGGGAAGAUGUGAAAAUAUCAGCCGAAACAAUGAAGAUGAAUGUGGUAUUGGCUAUCCAGGAUUAGGUGAAAAUGCAAAUCCUGUGCAUACCUGGCCUUGGCUAGUGUGGUUGUCCCACAGCAGCGAGUUACAACCAUCGUGUCCCGGCGUUCAACUCGGCCGUCACUGGAUACUCACAACUCGGGAAUGUGAGAGAAUUUACAAUGGCCAUAAAGUUAACAAGAGUAAAAGGAGACGUUUUGCCGAAACAUUACAGACUGCUGUUCUUUUAAACAUAAGCACUUCAGCCUCAUCAAGAGUGAAAGACAACGUCUGCCUUCCUGCAUCAAUUCCGUUGCAAAAUCGUGUAACAAGCUGCUACCUAUUGGGGAUCCCAAGCAUUAGCUAUGAAAAACGUUUGGUGGAAUUCCCUGCAAUUAUUCUGUCUACAAGAAAGUGCCAAUAUAGAACAGCCUCUGCAACAAACAAUGAUCUUACACGGUCGGUUAGUACCCAAAUCGAAAUUAUUCGUAAAUGCAUGUGUUUAUCUUGA